AUGACUGUCUGCUACGACCACCACUCCUUAUCACGGGGCGCUGCGCCCACUUCAGUCGCCAGCCUCGAAGACAGGUUCGAGGUCCUCAAGGAAGUGGGUGAUGGCAGCUUUGGUAGCGUGGCAGUCGCACGUGUGCGGACUGCUGGUUCCAAUGUUGCACGGAGGGGGACGAUGGUUGCCAUCAAGACGAUGAAGAAGACCUUCGAGUCAUUGGCUCCCUGCCUCGAACUCCGUGAAGUCAUCUUUCUGCGAUCCCUGCCCCCCCAUCCCCACCUUGUCCCAGCCCUCGAUAUCUUCCUCGACCCGCUCUCACGCAAACUACACAUCUGCAUGGAGUAUAUGGAUGGCAACCUUUACCAAUUAAUGAAAGCCCGGGAUCACAAGCCCCUCGAUGGCAAGCAUGUCAAGAGCAUCCUUUACCAAAUCUUGGGGGGUCUCGACCAUAUCCAUGCCCACCACUUCUUCCAUCGCGACAUCAAACCCGAAAACAUCCUCGUCUCGACAUCCGCCCCCAACGACUCUGCUUUCAGCCGUUACUCUAACCUCGUCACUCCUCCUUCUACUCCCCCGACAUAUACUGUAAAGAUCGCCGACUUUGGUCUCGCCAGAGAGACUCACUCCAAGCUCCCCUACACGACAUAUGUCUCUACCAGAUGGUAUCGGGCGCCUGAAGUUCUCCUGCGUGCAGGAGAAUACUCAGCACCGGUGGACAUGUGGGCUAUCGGCGCCAUGGCGGUCGAGAUUGCUACCCUGAAGCCACUGUUCCCUGGUGGAAACGAAGUCGACCAGGUCUGGCGUGUUUGUGAGAUUAUGGGAAGCCCUGGUAACUGGUACAGUAAGUCGGGGGCUAAGCUCGGAGGUGGUGAGUGGAGAGAGGGCUCGCGUCUUGCCCAGAAGCUGGGAUUUACGUUCCCGAAGAUGGCGCCCCAUUCCAUGGAAAGCAUCCUUCAGGCGCCCCAGUGGCCCGCCGCUCUUAGCCAGUUCGUCACGUGGUGUUUGAUGUGGGAUCCUAAGAAUAGACCGACUUCGACACAGGCCCUCAACCAUGAGUACUUUGCUGAUGCCAUUGACCCAUUGAGACCCAAGUCUUCCACAGCUCGCCUUCUGGGCCGGAAGCAAUCGGACAAGAGCUUCAAGUCCGCCAAUCGUGAUGCGAGCGAAUCUUCGACCUUGUCAUACAAGUCGUCGUGGUUCCGGAGGUCCUUGAUCGGCAGAUCGGAAAGCCCGGUGCCACCUGUGGAGAGUGAGAACUCCUCCAAGCAAUCGGUGGCUUAUUCGGACCUUCAGGCUGGGAAGAGCAAGCCGGCGGCCAGUAAGCGUGCCACUUGGGCUAAUGGGGCUCCAAUGCCUAUUCUGCCCUCGAUUAGGCCAGUCUCUCCUCUCUCUAAUGCGGUCACAGCGCAAGCCAAUUCGUCUCUCGCCCAUUCAGGCGACAGUGCCAACGCCAGCAAGGCGAGCAAGAAGAUUGGCAGACAGCUUUCUGUCAACUCGCACGGUAAUCACUACGCUGAUAUCCACCGCCAAGAAGCAGAGAGAGCGCUCAAUGGCGGGGGCACCGUGUAUUCCGCAGUGACCCCCAAGGAGAGCUUCUUCUCGCACCUCCGCAAGCGCGCUCGCAGACUAUCCGGUCGCAACCAGGCUAACUCUGGUCCCGACGAUGUUGAGGCUAACGCUGGCUGCAUGCCUUGGUCGAACCGGUCUUCUCUGGCUUUGGACUCUGUCAACAACGUUGGAGAGUCCAAGCAGGGUUCCGAUCUCUCGGAGCUGGACAAGGCGCUCCAGACUGUGAAACAUUCGCUUGACUCGGCCGCCCUUGGCAAUGUUCCCGUGCAAAUCACCUCCCCUAUCGAGAGCACCAAGCGCCAAUCUAUGCCGCAGGGCUCGAUUCGCUCGAUGGGAGAAAGCCCUGUCUCGACCAGCGGCACUGGCGGGCCAAUCUCCAGCCGGACUAGGCGCGCAAUGCAGAUGUCGAACAACCCUAUCCACCGCUAUGAGACUCCUGAAGAGGAGGACGAGCUGCUGGAUGAGGUCUUGCAUUCGGCGAGCAGGGCUGCUAGGCGUUUGGCACAGACUGAAGUGUCAUCGGAAGUUUCGUCGAACUACAGUCGCCCAGCCGUGGGUAACGACAGCUCUCGCCCCCUGCCCAGUCCUUAUCCUACUCCCUCCCCAUCUGCCAAGUGCGAUGGCGUCUGCUUCGGUCACUCAGACGCAACGCCAUGCAGACGCCUGCCCCUCGCGGAGGAGAAGACGGACGCAAAUACCAGUCGCCAAUGGCCAACCCCUCCAUAUGAAGAUGGUGACUGGGCGAAGCCAGCUCCGGCAAAGUUCCUGACGGGCUCAGCAACUUGUCGUUAG
Aspergillus neoniger CBS 115656 is the source of this 2355-nucleotide messenger RNA. Its product is annotated as serine/threonine-protein kinase. Gene Ontology annotation, molecular function: protein serine/threonine kinase activity; ATP binding. The record is from RefSeq and is a predicted model, not a curated record. Bases 1 to 2355 code for a protein of 784 amino acids. The transcript has 3 exons. NCBI's taxonomy places the organism in Eukaryota, Fungi, Ascomycota, Eurotiomycetes, Eurotiales, Aspergillaceae. Gene Ontology annotation, biological process: protein phosphorylation; intracellular signal transduction. Gene Ontology annotation, cellular component: cytoplasm; nucleus.